CUCGUUUAUAUUCGUCCAAAAGCUGUAACAGAGCAAGCCCUUCCAUCGCCAGGAAGUUUAAGGAAUAUUUGACUGACCAAAAUGGCAGGAAAGGGCAGAGGAGUAGCAGCAUUCACCUUCAACAUAGAGUCCCUGGGUCUCACCAGAGGGUCCAUGCCAGAAACUCAGAGAGGGCCAUCUCCACUCUUCCCACAAAUUGAAUAUAAACCAGGGCCUCUAAAAGCUGGAGAGGAUGAAGACUAUAUGAGAGCUUUGAAACAAGAGAUGAGAGGACGAAUGAAAGACCUCCCAUUUAACAUAAAACCCCAUGCAGGAAAGGGAGAUGUGGAGAGGUACAAGGAGAAAUACGCAAGAGAAAUUAAAAGAAUUGAAAAUGACAACUGGACACCAGAUUGGAACAAUCUUCCGAAGGAGCUAAAGCCACAAAAAAAGAUUGUUCGGAAGAAAAGGGAUGCUAAGAAAAUGUCGAAGAUCUCAAGUAAGGACAAGGAGGCAGUGCUGAAUAAACUUGAUGAGCUAGAAAAGAAGGGAGAUGCAAAAUCUGAUGAGGAGGAAGAAGCGGGGGGAGCGAAGAAAGAAGAUGAUGAGGAAGGGGAGGAAGUAGAAAUUGAAGGAGAAUUCGAUGAAGAGCUUGAAGAGGAAAAUGACUAUAUAGCAAACUACUUUGAAGACGGUGAUGAUUACGGGGGAGGAAGUGAUGAGAACAUGGAUGAAGCCACUUAUUAGCAAAAACAAAGAAAAGUACUUAAUUAAAAAGAAAAACCAUGAUAAAUCAUGCACAAGAAGUAAUGCAUCAAUGCACUAUAAAAAGCACUUGAUUUAGUUUGAU
Puntigrus tetrazona (Sumatra barb) is the source of this 829-nucleotide messenger RNA. RefSeq names its product polymerase (RNA) III (DNA directed) polypeptide G (gene polr3g). Lineage: Eukaryota; Metazoa; Chordata; Actinopteri; Cypriniformes; Cyprinidae. The record is from RefSeq and is a predicted model, not a curated record. Bases 82 to 726 code for a protein of 214 amino acids. Gene Ontology annotation, biological process: transcription by RNA polymerase III. Gene Ontology annotation, cellular component: RNA polymerase III complex. The transcript has 8 exons.